Messenger RNA from Hyposmocoma kahamanoa, 2281 nucleotides. RefSeq lists its product as uncharacterized. The coding region runs from base 389 to 2281 and encodes 630 amino acids. The transcript has 6 exons. The record is from RefSeq and is a predicted model, not a curated record. NCBI's taxonomy places the organism in Eukaryota, Metazoa, Arthropoda, Insecta, Lepidoptera, Cosmopterigidae.
CGCCCGCGGCUGUAUAGAGAGCGCACGCGUGUCUCGUUGCCUUUUUAGGUAAUUUCUCAGGAGUGCUACAAAAACUUGGCGCGAAGCCAAAAAACUGUUUUGACUGUUUAGUGAAAAAAGUGACUCAGUGACCAUGUAUCUGACGAAAUUGCGUUUUUUAGUCAACAACUGUUUACUACAACAGAAGUGACAUUUAGCACAAUGUCUCCAGAUAAACGCAAAAGGAGAAACGUAAAGCAGUGUGAUAAAAAAAGGACUCGUAAGCUUCUAUAGCAAUCAUAAAAUAGACUUUAAAAAAUUCAUGAUCUCACCAGUAUUUUAGUGCUCAAGUUUUAAAAUAUAGAUUAUAAAAUUAAAAAAAAGACUGAGUAAAUUUCGAAUUUCGAAAAUGAUCGCGUUGAAAAAGUUAUACGGGGACGAGUUGCUUCGUUUGGCGCUAGUGUUAAGCCUUUUAAAAAUUGAUCCGAACGAUUAUUUGGAGCGGGAAACUCAGCUGAUCGCGGGACUCCACAUCUCAAACGGCUCUGAUUGGUCAGCGGAGCAGGAACCGCGAACGCUGAUUCGUCCAAGGUACGUCCAUCCAAAAUCAUUGGACAACGUCCUGAUCAACUACGAAAGAGAAUUAUUCGAAGAACUGAAUUCUUUAGGACGUUACAGCUUUACUAGUAAUAAUGAACCAAUGUUUCCGACUCAUACAUAUUUAGUGAAUAACGUAGCGACUGAUUUAGUCGCGCCCUCGCUGGCGAAUCGGACGGACGAUGACGACCAGGAUGGCGUGUCUGCUGACGACAACGUAGCCCAGGAAGUUAAAGUUGAAGAUCUGGAUGAAGAAUCACAGGAAGCCUACCUAGAGAGUCAGGCUUCGGGGAAUCAACACCAGGAAAAUCCGGAGCAAGGCAGUCUUGCACAGACAGACCAAAAAGAACAGGUUUUGGAUCUGGGAAACACAGAGCAAGAAGCUGCCGGAUUUACUCCUGAUGCUGUAGUCACUCUGUCAUCUGAUUUCUUGUCUAACCAGUCAGAGUCUGAUAUCUUUGCCGAAAUACAAUCGAGAAGUUUUGAUGUUAAUGAAUUCUUGGUGCUACCAGAUAUGCAAAUUAAGAGAGAACCCCAGGACCCUGAAAUUCGUGAUGUCAACAUCAAGAAGGAAAAGGAAAAUGACGACCUAUACAGCGACAAUGCAAUUGAUGAUUUCGUACCGUACUUUACCGCAAAAUCGGAGAAAAUCGACAUUGGUGAGAACUCAGUGUUUGACCAAAAUAUGGUUGACCUGCGACAGUACGAAGACAUGUAUGAAGACUUCAAGGACCUGAAGAAUCUUGAAUAUCUGGACGUUAAACAACAGCAAGAGAAUUUGGAACAGUACUUGCUUGAGAAUACACCUUUGGACUCUGAGGUUUACGAAUUAGGACCUAUAUUCGAAGAGGAGUUAGUUCUGGAUGUCAAGAGGGAAAGAGCUAGCACUAGUUUCACUUCAGCAAGUUCCAGUGGUGUGAGCGAGAUGGAGAUAGACUUGAAGACGGAACCUGAUGAAGGGCACCAUACUGGCGACGAGUUGACGCAAGAGAUCAACACUGUGAGAUGGGCUGACAGACUCUCAGAGCAAUAUUGGUUGGAAUGCGGGGUAAGACAGGGCGGACUGACUUCGCCCAGGCUUUUCAAUCUGUACAUAAAUGACUUGAUUGCGCAACUCAGUUUCAUGCGCAUGGGUUGCUACGUGGAUGAUGUCUGCGUAAAUAAUUUAAGCUACGCAGACGACAUGGUGCUGUUGGCUCCGUCAGUUGGCGCAUUAAGGAAACUCGUGGCAGUCUCAGGACGUAAAUGUCCUGUGGAUGUUCCACCGAUCACUCUAAAAGGGAUUGUUCUGGACAGAGUGCAUAAUUUUAAGUAUUUGGGACAUGUCGUUAGGCCUGAUCUCAAAGAUGAUAAUGAUAUGGAAAGGGAGCGGAGAGCUUUGUCAGUAAGAGCGAAUAUGCUGGUUCACAGGUUUGCUCGAUGCUCUGCUGAAGUUAAGAUGCAUUUCACCGUGUGGCUUUCUUUUGUUACAACAAAUGUGUCUACAGUCGAAAAAGACAGCCAACAUCAGUUUUCACUUUCAGUGGCAUCGCUACGCACGCCGGCUACAGCAAGCGAGUACGUGCUGCAAGGCGAUCUUCCCGGCGAGUUACUUGGCGGUGAAGAAACGCACUUCGACUUACUCGAGGACGCUCUUCAACUGGUCGACUUGGGAGAGAAGGAUGAACCGCAGGUAUUCUUCCACCUAAGCGCAUUUGCGCAAUGA